UUUGUCGUUUGUCGCCCGUCGUCGUUUCUCGUCGUUUGUUGUUUCUCCCUACGUUCGUUGUUCGUUGAUCGUCGUGUCGCCAUAUCCACCUUCUUUAUCCAAAUCGUCGAUUCCCUUUUGUGCUCUUUUUUUUUCGUUCUUCCUUCUUGCAAUUAAACAAGAAUUUUUUUGAAACAACGACAAGAAGAGAAAUAAAGUGUACUAGUGAGUGUCCCAAACAAAAAGCAAGCAAAAAAAACAACAAAAACAAGUACCUGUAGAACAAAAACAAAAUAAAGCAUCUAAAAAAUUGAAACUCAAAACUAGAGAGAUCCCUUUUUUUGGAGAGAUCGCCGUGGGAAACCCUUUCUGCAUGACGCACUUGGUUGUUUGAAACGGUUAUGUGAUGAGAUACGACGUCCAGGAGCUGCUACUUCAUCAGUCUGCUGAGGAUCCAUUCGCCAGGUUCGCCAAUGGGAUGGCAUAUCAUCCAUUUCUGCAGCUAACGCAACGACCCACUGACUUCAGCGUUUCCUCGCUGUUGACGGCGGGUAGCAACAAUAACAACAACAACAACAACAGCAGCAGCAACAACACCAACAGCGGAAACAACAACUCCAGUUCCAACAACACCAAUUCAAGCACCAACAAUCUCGUGGCCGUUUCACCAACGGGUGGUGGUGCGCAGUUAUCGCCGCAGAGCAACCACAGCAGCAGCAACACCACCACCACCAGCAACACCAACAAUUCCAGUUCCAACAACAACAAUAAUAACAAUAACACGCAUAAUAACAACAACAACCACACGAAUAAUAACAAUAACACAAGUCAAAAGCAAGGACACCACUUGAGCACCACCGAAGAAACGCCAUCGCCCGCUGGCACACCACCGCCCACAAUUGUUGGUGUACCGCCAAUACCACCGCCCAACAACAACAACAGCAGCAACAGCAGCAACAACUCAGCUUCAGCCGCCGCCCAUCCGUCGCACCACCCAACCGCCGCACACCACUCACCAAGUACGGGUGCCGCCGCACCACCCGCCGGCGCCACAGGCUUGCCGCCACCCACACCGCCGCAUCACCUGCAACAACAACAACAGCACCCGGCACCACCACCACCCCCGUACUUUCCAGCUGCGGCACUGGCCGCCCUAGCUGGCAGUCCGGCCGGACCGCAUCCGGGCCUGUAUCCCGGCGGUGGAUUGCGCUUCCCGCCGCACCACCCGGGCGCCCAUCCGCACGCCCACCACCUGGGCAGCGCCUACACCACCGCCGAGGACGUCGUCCUCGCCUCGGCCGUCGCCCAUCAGUUGCAUCCAGCGAUGCGACCGCUCCGGGCCCUUCAGCCCGAGGACGAUGGCGUCGUCGAUGAUCCCAAGGUCACGCUGGAGGGCAAGGACCUGUGGGAGAAGUUCCACAAGCUGGGCACGGAAAUGGUCAUCACCAAAAGCGGCAGACAAAUGUUUCCGCAAAUGAAAUUUCGUGUUUCGGGACUGGAUGCCAAAGCUAAAUACAUCUUGCUACUGGACAUUGUGGCGGCGGACGAUUAUCGUUAUAAAUUUCAUAAUAGUCGCUGGAUGGUGGCUGGGAAAGCGGACCCAGAGAUGCCAAAACGCAUGUAUAUCCAUCCAGAUUCGCCCACAACGGGUGAGCAAUGGAUGCAGAAAGUUGUUUCAUUUCACAAAUUAAAAUUGACCAACAAUAUUAGUGAUAAACAUGGAUUUGUAAGUACUACGAUCCUGAACUCGAUGCACAAGUACCAGCCGCGUUUCCACCUGGUGCGAGCCAAUGACAUCCUGAAGCUGCCGUACUCCACGUUUCGCACGUACGUCUUCAAGGAGACCGAGUUCAUCGCCGUCACAGCAUAUCAAAAUGAGAAGAUAACUCAAUUGAAAAUCGAUAACAAUCCCUUUGCGAAGGGCUUUCGUGAUACUGGUGCCGGCAAGCGGGAAAAGAAUUGUUACAGGCAGGCACUGAUGUCGAACCGAGGGUCCGAUUCGGACAAGUUGAAUCCGACGCACGUGAGCAGCUCGCGGGCACCGCUUCACCUGGGACACGCCGGUCGUCCGCCUCACCUGCAUCCCCAUGCCUCCUUGCUUGAUAAUCAGCAGGACGACGACGACAAGCUCCUGGACGUGGUGGGUCCGCCCCAGAGUCCGCUCCUCCCGCUCAGCCACUCGCUGCAGCAGAUGCACGCCCACCAGCACUCCGCCCUGGCUGCCUGGUUUAAUCACUUGGCUGGCGCCGGAGCAGGAGCCUCGGAACACGCAGCUGCGGCGGCGGCCAAUGCCAGUGCGGAGGAUGCACUGCGUCGCCGUUUGCAGGCGGACGCGGAUGUGGAGCGGGAUGGCAGCGAUUCGAGUUGCUCGGAAAGCGUCGGCGGCAGUACCGGCGGUGCCUUUAGGCCCACCUCGACGGGCAGUCCCAAGGAGGCGGUGGGCGCGGCUGCAGCUGCCGCAGCGGCUGGCUUGAAUCCCGGUGGCGGUAGCUAUCCGUCGCCGAAUAUAUCGGUGGGUCCCCCCAUACACCCGUCGCCGCAUUUGUUGCCUUACCUGUAUCCACACGGCCUGUAUCCACCGCCGCAUCUGGGCCUGCUGCACAAUCCCGCUGCAGCGGCGGCCAUGAGUCCGGCUGGCCUCAAUCCGGGUCUGCUCUUCAAUGCCCAACUGGCGCUAGCCGCCCAGCAUCCGGCUUUGUUUGGCCAUGCCUACGCGGCGGCGGGUCACACUCCGGUCUCACCAUUGCAGGGCCUGAAGAGUCAUCGCUUUUCGCCGUACAGUUUGCCGGGCAGCCUGGGCUCCGCCUUCGAUGCAGUGACUCCCGGAUCGAAUGCCAAUCGAUCGGGAGAUCCCCCAGGCGGCAGCGGCCUUGGUGGUGGUGUGGUGGAGAAUGGCCCCAGGAGUCUGAGCUCCAGCCCUCGACCCCGACCUGCCUCCCACUCGCCGCCCACUCGACCGAUUUCGAUGUCACCCACAACGCCGCCAUCCCUGAUGAAGCAACCACGUGGCGCCGGUGUGGCCCAAUCCCAGCACUCGCCUUCGGAGCUGAAGAGCAUGGAGAAGAUGGUCAACGGCCUGGAGGUUCAACACAAUGGCAGUGCGGCGGCAGCAGCGGCGGCUCUGCAGCUGGCCGAGGAGGCUGCCCAGCACCACCACCUCACCCAGGCGCACCACCAGCAGCAGCAUCAGCCGCACCACCAGCAGCACCACCAGCAACCGGCACAACCACAUCCGCACCAUCAGACGCAUCUACACUCGCACCACGGGGCGACAGCGGGCGGUACGGAUCAGUGACAAUUACUGGACGGCCGCUCCGAUUGUGAGGAUGCCGGUCUCGAAUUGGAACUGGAGUUGGAGGAGGAUGUCGAGGAUCUGGAUCAGGAUCCGGAUGAGCAGGACGAGGAUCGCAGCUCGGUGAUCGAUCUCGAUCUGGACGUCGACGUCUGACCGCGAACGGAUCAGCGACAUUGCCUCUAGCCUCUGAACUACACGGCCACCGUCUUUGUGGUUUAGCGUAGCGUAUAUGUACAUAUAUAUAUCGGACGAUUUGGACUCUAGACUAUAGGCAUUUGUAGCAUAUAUAGUGUAUUUUCCUCUCUUGUUUUGCAAAACUCACUCUGCCCGUUUAUCGCCGGCGUAAAGUAAAUUUUUUUUUUCUCGUUUCUAAGCAAAGCCUACCCCCUAGAAAUCGCUGGCGAUUCACUGGCAAAGUGAUGGAGAGGUCUAUUGCAGACAGAAAAAUAACAAAAAAAUUAAAAAUGUAACAAAAAACAGGAAAAUGUUAAAGGGGACGUGGCAAAGGAAUCGACGUAACUUUUAGCGCCUUGAAGGUUCCACACUUCAAGAUCAAACAGACGGAAUAAAAAUGAGAAGUAAGGGCAUAAGCUAUCCUCAGACAAA
Drosophila santomea is the source of this 3880-nucleotide messenger RNA. RefSeq names its product optomotor-blind protein (gene bi). Gene Ontology annotation, biological process: positive regulation of DNA-templated transcription; regulation of transcription by RNA polymerase II; cell fate specification. The coding region runs from base 386 to 3274 and encodes 962 amino acids. The transcript has 8 exons. Gene Ontology annotation, molecular function: DNA-binding transcription factor activity, RNA polymerase II-specific; RNA polymerase II cis-regulatory region sequence-specific DNA binding. Gene Ontology annotation, cellular component: nucleus. The record is from RefSeq and is a predicted model, not a curated record. NCBI's taxonomy places the organism in Eukaryota, Metazoa, Arthropoda, Insecta, Diptera, Drosophilidae.